Strongylus vulgaris is the source of this 273-nucleotide messenger RNA. Lineage: Eukaryota; Metazoa; Nematoda; Chromadorea; Rhabditida; Strongylidae. The record is from the annotation of a GenBank genome assembly.
AUGGAUGCUGCCGUAAUCGAUCGAGUUAUCAAAAUUCCUGAUGUUGCUGCCACCGCCGCUAUGCGAAUAUUACGAGAUCAAGGAGCGUCCGGUGGCACUAGUAGUGGAGUAAAUCUACUUACCUCAAUGCACAUCGCUUCAACAGCAAAAAAGCCAUUGAAAUCACGAUUAACAAUAGCAACACUUCUGGCUGAUCCAGGUCAUUACUAUGAUACCACCUACUACAAUCGAGAGUGGAUAGCACGGAAGCAUAUGAUUGCUGGUAUUCUGUGA